AUGAAGAGCGCGCUUAUCGCCGCCGCGGCCCUCGCUGGCUCCGCCCAUGCUGGCGUGCACAAGAUGAAGCUCCAGAAGAUCUCUCUGGAAGAGCAGCUGGCUGGUGCUUCCAUUGAGCAACAGGUUCAGGCCCUCGGCCAGAAGUACCUUGGUGCCCGCCCUCUGUCCCGAGCCGACGUCAUGUUCAACACCAAGGCUCCCCAGGUCAAGGAGGGUCACCCUGUACCUGUCAGCAACUUCCUCAACGCACAGUACUUCUCCGAGAUUACCAUUGGUACCCCUCCCCAGACAUUCAAGGUGGUUUUGGAUACUGGUAGCUCCAACCUUUGGGUCCCUUCUCAGUCCUGCAGCAGCAUCGCUUGCUACCUGCACUCUACCUACGACUCGAGCUCUUCCUCCACUUACAAGAAGAAUGGCUCGACCUUCGAGAUCCAGUACGGCUCCGGCAGCUUGUCCGGCUUCGUCUCCAACGAUGUCAUGAGCAUUGGUGACCUGAAGAUCAAGAACCAAGACUUUGCUGAGGCCACUAAUGAGCCUGGCCUUGCCUUCGCCUUUGGCAAGUUUGAUGGCAUUCUUGGCCUGGGCUAUGACACCAUCUCUGUCAACAAGAUUAUUCCUCCAUUCUACCAGAUGAUCAACCAGAAGUUGCUGGAUGAGCCUGUCUUUGCAUUCUACCUUGGUCGCGACGAAGAGGGUAGUGAAGCCGUCUUUGGUGGUGUCGACAAGAGCCACUACACGGGUAAGAUCGAGUACAUCCCUCUCCGCCGCAAGGCCUACUGGGAGGUCGAUAUCGAGUCCAUUGCCUUUGGCGAUGAAGUUGCUGAGCUCGAGGGAACUGGUGCCAUCCUUGACACUGGUACUUCCCUGAACGUUCUUCCUAGCUCUUUGGCUGAGCUGCUCAACAAGGAGAUUGGCGCCAAGAAGGGUUGGAACGGCCAGUACACUGUCGAAUGCGAGAAGGUCAAGUCCCUUCCCGACAUCACCUUCAACCUGGCUGGCUCCAACUACAGCCUCCCCGCCUCCGACUAUAUCCUUGAGCUUCAGGGUACCUGCGUGUCCACCUUCCAGGGUAUGGACAUCCCCGCUCCUGCUGGACCUCUUAUCAUCUUGGGAGAUGCUUUCCUCCGUCGUUACUACUCUGUCUACGACCUUGGCAAGAAUGCCGUGGGUUUGGCCCGAGCCAAGUAA
Messenger RNA from Pochonia chlamydosporia 170, 1188 nucleotides. RefSeq names its product vacuolar protease A precursor. Gene Ontology annotation, biological process: proteolysis. The transcript has 3 exons. Gene Ontology annotation, cellular component: fungal-type vacuole. The record is from RefSeq and is a predicted model, not a curated record. NCBI's taxonomy places the organism in Eukaryota, Fungi, Ascomycota, Sordariomycetes, Hypocreales, Clavicipitaceae. The coding region runs from base 1 to 1188 and encodes 395 amino acids. Gene Ontology annotation, molecular function: aspartic-type endopeptidase activity.